This is a messenger RNA of Cryphonectria parasitica EP155, 3693 nucleotides long. RefSeq lists its product as uncharacterized. Bases 1 to 3693 code for a protein of 1230 amino acids. The record is from RefSeq and is a predicted model, not a curated record. Lineage: Eukaryota; Fungi; Ascomycota; Sordariomycetes; Diaporthales; Cryphonectriaceae. The transcript has 2 exons.
AUGGACCUCGCGGACUUUCCGAAUCUAGAUCCAUCUGGAGGAACUUGUGAUGUUGGUGGCGGUGGAGUUGUCGACCUCACCGACCUCGCCUCUUCUCAAGACUCCUCUGUCGAAGUGGCCGUUGAAGAAGAGGCCGUCCCGAGUCUGUCGUCCGACGUGAGCCCCAGCGUGGCAGAGCCGAGCGACGACCUGCCUAACCCGAACGACGUGGACGACGCUGACGACGAUGAUGAUUCACUGACGUUGAGUGCAAUUUUGGCUCAAUCCCUCAGUCGCCGUACACCCCCUACACCCGAGGCCUUCCAAUCCUUCCUUGGAUGUCGUCUGAAGGAGGGCGCCAAGUUCUUCACCAUCCAUCGGUCUCCGUCGGUGCGAGCUACGCCAGGCCAGCCUCAUGUCGCUCUUCGAGACAACAAGCGGGUCGAGAAUGAACAAGAGUCCUCCUCCAAAAAGCGUAGAGCUUCGUGGUUUCCGAAUGUCAAGCCAGACGGAAUCCAGGGCUCAAAGGAAGACAGACGAAAGAAGUGUCGCGUGGACGCAGCAACAGGAGAUAAACCCAACGACGAACAGAAGAAGGGCGACAGCGUUGAUGACGCAGACUCAACUCCCUCUCAGCCCGGGCAAGAAGGUGGCCAGGCCAAGAUGAAGACGACCCCUGGAACUAUCUCGAGCACACCCAGCAACCAACAGAGAGACACAGUCAAGGCUACUGGGCCGGGUUCCUCCGUCGUCCAGGGGCCCCCCAAAGCUCGUCUGACCGAGUCCAUCUUCAAGAAGAACAGUUCAACCCAUCAUGCAGGGAAACUUCAAGGACUGCGCCGGGCAUCCAGCACAGGAACUGUGCCUGUGCAGAAGAACACGACUGCCAAAAGGCCAGCUCUGGAAAAAGUGUCCCCCAGUAUUCCUACAGACAACGGCAUCCGUCAUCAAGCUAGUCCAAAAGGCACUUCUGCUUCUGCAUCAUCGCGCCCGUCUGUUCUUACGCUCAAAGGCGACCAUCAGCCAGACUGCAACAGUACUACUAGUAGUACUGCACGAAGACGACCUGGCGUCCCAAGGGGCCAUGCCACCAACAAAUAUCCGAUAGCAGAAGAAAAAGGGGCUCAGCAGGGACCGCAAACCAUAUCUGUUGGAACCGUUAAGUCCGGAUCUCUCACAGGUUAUCUGGGCCCUGAGAGGCGACCUAAGGAACGGCCAGUUUACACCGAGCCAUCCGACGAUAAGUGGAAAAGAAUCACCAGUCUUUCGAGGCCAGAGGGUCUCAAGGAGAUUCAAUGCGGUAUGAGAGAGGAGCGGCUGGCGAAUCUCCCCGCGGCGCGUGAUGGAAAGAUUCGUCACGCAGGCCAAAAAGCCUGCCACAGGAGCGAUCCCUCUCAGGCCGAGGUCCCACUGCCAAAGGCUCAAGAAGCAUGCCCUCCGGUGAAGCCGCAGAAGAUCUCACUUUUACAGCAGGCUGCCACUGCUGGUAACGACCACCUUAGACAACAAGCCGAAGCUGGCUUGCCGAGAGCCCAAGAGCCACGGCCCCAGAUGCAACGUCCUCCGAAGCAGCGUCCCACUGUGCUUCGCCCUCCAGUGCGGCCGCCAAAGACAUCUUCACGACAGGCUGACGUCGCCAGCGACCACACGCGCCCCACACCACGAGCCUCCCCAGCUCCUCCCAGACAAGAUGGUCAGCCUUUGCGUGAGCUUGCCAACCAGCCACAGACACGUGAGCUGACAGAGCUGGGUCGCCAGAGGCUUCAAAGACUGGAAGACGCCCACCUAGCGGGACAGGACAGCCUGGUCCAGCCCAAGGCGGCACAGAACAACCUCAACGUCUCGAGUGUCCCCAAGCGUGCGUCUCAAAGACCGUCACGCAUCACAGGGGACGAGAUCGCGAAUGCCGCCAAGGACAUGAGGAUUCUCCAGAAGCAGUAUGCCGAGAAGAAGACCACAGCUCUGACUGAUGCGCUGCCGCCGGAAUUCAGAAGAUCGCAGCCGAGUCAUAAGUCGCGCGCAAAGGCCGUACAGAACAUUGCUAGCCGCGAGCGGGUCGAGGCGAUUACGCAGGAGCGUGUUAUCGCCAAAAGAAUGCGGGCCAUCCGAACAGAAGUGGAACGGGAGUUCAGAGAAAGUAGCAAGACGCACGACUUUAAGGAGCAUCUCAUCCGUGAGAAGUGCGACCGCUAUAUGGAGAAAAAGAAAUCGCAGAUGCUCAAAAAGGCCCAGAGCCAAAACCGGGGCCUUCCUCCUGUUGAUUUUCUCGAGGACGGACAAGAUGGCGAGGCUGCUGCUGCUGCUGCUGCUGGCUCAACCCAGCGAGGGGUCCCAGCCUCGCAGGCACUCGAGCCGGGCCAGGCCAUCGUGACCUACUGUGUGUAUCUCAGCCAGCCGAUCGACGAGGGUGUGGCCUACGAGGACACCAUGAUGCGCGCGAGGGCAUUUGGCAAGUCUGACUCGGCCAAUUAUUAUGCCAAGCUGCUGCUGGAUGACAUGUCGGCGCCACCGCGGCAACACUCCAGAAACCAGGCGCGGCGGACGAUGUCUUUGCAAACUUGGUACGCGAAUGGCCUGCUCUUCGGAAUGAAAAAACGAGGAGACGGAAAGUACGUGUAUGUCCAGGUACGCAAGGAGAAGACACUGGUGGGCGACAUGGACCCAGAUGUCCUGCGCAACCAGUGGGUGGACGAGGAUGUUCUGGACAUCUAUCGCAAGCGCUAUGAUGUCUUUGAGUUUCAGUUCAUCCCCAGGUCGGUCAUCGAGGCGGAGAAAAGAGAUGAGGAGGCGAGGAAGCUCUGGGACCAGCGACAGGAAGACAAGUCUGUCGCUCCUGACGGCAAUCGCGAAAGUACAGCCCAGACCGAAGCCAUGGACGGCGCUGAGAAGGAGAACGAACCCAGGGGUCUUGAGGGCGACGAGUUACGUUCAGCUCUGAGGGCACUGCCAGCCUGUGGACCUGCGCCUCGUCAGGCGAAGACCCAUCCUGAGGAAGGUGAAGAUGAACACGAUGACUUGUUCUCAUCCUAUGUGUCUUCGGACGCGGACGCGGACUCCCACAUAGACCUCCAAGAAUACGACACUGCUGGCUCGGAAAGUCUCAACAACAACAACGACAAAAGGCCUAUGGAGUCUCAGAAUGAUAAGACGAGCCGUGGACCAACUCCCUUCUCCGCAGGCACCGACGACGACCCCAGGAACCCAUACGCCAGCUGCAAGCUCGUGACAAAGAUAUACGGCUCCUUCACGGACCUGCACACGGCCAACCAGCGCGCGCUUGCUGUGGCGAGGAUCGCAUGGAAGCCCACAGGUUGUGAUCUGAACGCCUUGGAUCAUUGGAAGGAGAACAUGUUACCCAGUCUGGCGGAGCAGAUGAAGGAGCUGGACUUGGACAGCGAGUGCGCCGAGAUUGAAUGUCCUCCGAAGCCGUUCCAUGGCCCCAAUUCUCGUCGGGCGUGGCCCUUUGUCCAUGCUCGGGUGUGCGUCGUCGAGAUCGAGAUCGAGGGCCCCAUGGAUACCGAGAUAGACUUUGCCAUGGACAUGACAGAGGCGCACACCUCUCGAGGUGUCCAAACCAUUCUUUCCAAGGCUACAGCUGCGGCGGGUAAGACUGGUGAGGCUCAGGUGGUCGAUUCGGACAACGAAGAGGACAUAGACGACGGACUUACCCUUCCCUUGACCGAUAACAACGUCGAUGUCAGCGAGGAGGAGUGA